UCCACACCCUCCCAGGGAUGACACUCAAAGCCCUGGAGGAAGGGCCCUCCCCCACACAGGACCAGGGAGUGAUUGUCACUGCUACCAGAGUCAAGGGGCCUCUCCAGGUGCCACUCAGAGCCUGGGUCUUGCCGUGACUCUCAGAUGUCUAUUGCCAACCAAUAGGGGGAGAUCUCGGUGUUUGGGAAGGUCUAGGUGGAGGAGAGGCCUGUGUCUGGGGACACUUGGACAGGGAGCAGGACAUGAAGGAUCUGGGGGUGCUGGCUGGGUUCUGGAGGACCAGGUGAGAGUGACAGGGACAGGGGGCAGAACAUGCACAGGAAGCCAGCCACUCACCAGGCUGGGCUGAGAGCCAUAGCCAGGAGGUCAUAGACAAAAUCUCAGGGAGGGCUGGGAGAAGAUGAGGAGUAGGAGGCCAUAACAUGGUCACCCACUAGGACCCUGGGUUGGAGGGAGAACUGGGGAGGCCAGGGCAGGGAAGCAGCUGUAUCUUUGGGGGUCCUCCGGCAAUGGCCUGGUACUCCACAGAAGAGGAGUCUGGUUUGCUGCCUUCAAGAGCCUUUGGGAGUGGGCAUCCUCUCCCAGGGUCCCCUUGCAAGCAUCGGUCACACUUGCUAUUUAAUUCACAGCCCUAAAUUCACAUGCCCUUCAGGUGCCUAUGAUGAGCUUAUUCCUGCAGGGUCUUGUCGGGGUUCCGACUGGUCUGGGAUGGGCCAGUCUCUGAGAGCCAGCAGGGCCCCGAGUGUCCUCCCACAGUCAGCAACAGGGCCCUGCCUGGGGGUCAUUCUCUAGAGGGCCCACUGGGUCCUCCUGGGCAAAAUGCCACUUGGAGCCCAAGACCCCCAAGGCCAAUCUCAGGAACCUAGGACCCUAGAAUUUCUUGCCCACUUCCCACCCUAUUCAAGUCUUGUCUUUGGCAGGUCAGCUGCUCAGGACCCUCCUGGGAAGGAAGGCUGCCCCUACCGUCCCUGCUGUGCUACUGCCCUUGUUGUUCUUCCCUCAGCAGCCCUCCACGGGAAGCCUAAGGGAGAGACGCCCCAGAGGCUCUUCUGUCAGUCUGGCAGGGGUGGAAGGAGAGGGCUCUGAUGCCCUCUGUGUGUGCAGUCCUGGGCCUUCCCUGCCCUCCUGUGGGGCCCAUACAUGCCCCCUGGUGGGAGAGGCCUUUGUAGAGUGAGGUGGGCAGCUGCACUGGGCUCCUUCUGCCGUCCCCCACCUUCCCCCAGCUCUGUGACUGCUAGAUGGACUUCAGGCCCUUCCCAGACCCAACCUAUACCAGAGGAGAGGAGGUUGGAACUCUUCCCUAUGGACCAGAGGCAGAGGCCCCUACCCCCACACCCUGGGUCCACUCAGCCCAGUGCUUGGCAUCUGCACAAAGAAGUGGCCAAGCCCAAGGUGGGGUGCAGCACUGGCCUCUCUCAGAGCCAGGGGAGGCUGCAGAAUACCAUUUUGAGCCCUAUGGCAAGCAGAGAAGACCGAGCACUGACCAUGCGUGGGGAAGGCCAGCAGGCCUCACCAUCCCCCCUGCCUGCCCGCAUCCGUGAGAUCGUAGCCAGCAACCUGGGCGAGGAGCCACCUCAAGGGGUGCAGGAGCUGCCAGCCUCUGAGGCCCGGGUGCAGGAAGAGCAUGGGCUUCUACAGCAGGAGCUGACCCGGCUGGAGGAACUACUGGCCCAGACUGGUGCUGAGCGGGAUGAGCUGGCCAGCAAGUACCACGUGAUCAGUGAACGGCUGCAGGCCCGGCUGGAGACCACUGAGGCUCGGCUGCGAAGGUCAGAGCUAGAGCACAGCGUGGACUUGGAGGAGGCCCUUGGCCGUCUGGAGGCUGCUGAGGAGAGGAGCACGGGCCUCUCCCAGGUGAAUGCCCUCCUGCGGGAACAGCUGGAGCACAUGAAGAAGGCCAAUGAUGCGCUGGCCCGAGAGCUGGCCCGGACCACAGGCAGCGUGCUCCGCCUGCGCCGCCAGCUGGACCUGAGACCCUGGGCCCAGAGAGAGACCUGGGCAAGGGGCCCAAGGAGGCCCCAGGACUUCCUCCUCCUAUGGAAACAGGCCAUGGCGCUUCGAACGCACCUGGCUGAGCUGCGCACAGCCACCGAGAGGGGUCUCACUGACAUGCGGGCAGAUGUGGCCAGGACAGCCCAGUGUCUGCACAUGGCCUGCCUGAACCUUGACUCCAACCUGCAGCUGUCAGCCAGCAGCGCCACCAGCACCCUGGGGCAGCAGCUGCGGGACAAGGUUGGAGAGAUGCUGCAGCUGCAGAGCCGCUGGGAUGCAGAGAAGGUGGCGCUCCAGGCCAGACUCUCGGAGCAAACACUGCUGGUGGAGAAGCUCAUGGAGCAGAGUAGGCAGAAGGAGAAGACCAUCGCUUCCCUCAAUACAGAUGUUCAGAGGCUGGAAUCCCAGCGCAGUGGAGGCCAGGCAGCAGAGGACAGCUUGAGGAACGAAGUCCGGUCUCUGCGAUGCAUUUUGGCGAGCAUCACCAAGGAAGCCCAGGCAGACCUGGAGCUGGCCCGGAGCAGCAGCACUGAAGGGGAAGAGCCACAGAACCCAUGGAGAAGCCCCCCACGCACCAUGUCCCCUGCCAAGGAGGUGUCUCCACCACGGGCCCACCCCCGAGCUACCCUGGACCCCACACUGCAGUCUGUGCAGGCAGCCAUCAAGAGGCGGCAGCAGCGGGAGCAGGAGCUGCACCUGAAGCUGGAGUCAUCCCGGGCCGUGUCGGCCAGGCUCCGCAAGCAGCUGUCAGAGAGCCAGUGGGGGCUGCGAGCCUCACAGCAGCUCCUGCAGGAGUGGACCUGGGAGCGAGAGGCCCACAGGCUAGAGGUGCAGCACCGCCAGGCGUCCCCCAUGCUCCCAGGAAGGAAUGAGCACCCUAGCACAUGUGGCCUGAGGACAUCACCCCACCCUCAACCGGCCAUGCCCUCACAACUGCCAGCCCCACAAGGGACUCCACAUUUCUUCUGGCCACCUGCCCUGCCCGUGGGGCAGCCGCAGCUAAUGCUGAGGCAACCUCAUGCCCUUUGCCUUCUGGUCUUGGGCCUCAGUCAGGAGCGUCUGCAGCAGCUGGAGGAGAAGGUCUCGGCACUCAGAAGGGAGCUGGCGUGGGCCCAGGAGGCACUGAGCACAGCCCAGAUGCAGAGGGACAUCGUGGAGAGCGAGAGGGAGGGCCUGCGUGGGGCCUUGGCCCGGGCCGAGUCCAGCAACACUGACCUAGAACUGCUUGUGAGGCGGCUAAAGUCAGAGGGCGUGGAGCAAAGGGACUCCCUGGCCCAGAUGGCCACCCUGAUGGAAGGGUUUGCUCAAGACAAAGCCACCUUGAACCAGCUGGUCCUCCAGGUGGAGCAGCAGCGGGACCGUCUGCAGGAGCAGCUGAAGGUGCUAGAGCAGGAGAGGGCCAGUGCCCAGGAGCAGCUGGCACAGGCUGAGCAGCAGCUGGCGCAGGAGCGGGCUGAGCUCAGGGACCUGCAGCAGGCCCGCAGGCACAUGGAGCAGCAGCUGGAGCAGCUAGAGGGGCAGGUGGCCCUGCUCAGCCGUGAGAAGGCCCAGCUCCAGGAGCAAGUGGACCAGGUCACAUGCGGGAAGCAGGCCCUGGAGGAACAGCUGGCACAGAGCUUGCAGAACCAGGACGCCCAGUUGGACACUCUACAGAGAGUGCUGCAGGAAAAGGGUGCUCUAUCUGAGGAGCGGGCCCAGCUGCUGGCCACGCAGGAGGCCCUGGAGAGGCAGAGCCAGCUCGUGGCCAAGGAGGCAGCUAAUCUGAGGGUGGAGAGGGACUCCCUGGAGAGCAGCCUCUUUGAGGCCAAACAGAUGGCAAUGCAGCUGCAAGCUCGGCAGGAACAGCUGGUGGGAGAAGCCCAGAGAGCCCAGCUGGCUCAGCAGGCCUUGCAAGAGGAAAUGGAGCAGCUGAGAAGCAACCGGGAGGUCCAGGAGGAGCAGCUGCAGCAAGAUGUAGGGCGGCUUCUACAGCAGGUGGCACAACAGAAGCAGGAUGCGCAGAUGGCCCUUGAGAGCCAGGCUCUGGCCCACCAUGAGGACAUGGCACAGCUCCAGAGGGAGAAGGAAACCCUGAGUCUGACCCUGGCAGAAGAGAAAGAAGUGGCUGCAUACCGGCUGGAGCAGGAGAAGGAGCUGGUGGCAAGAAGUACAUCUGAGAGGGAUGCUCUGAAAGGGGAAAUUCAGAAAAUGAGGCAGGAGCAGGACAAGAGCCUCCAACGGGAGCAUAAGAUGCAACAGGCUCUGUCUUUGAAAGAAGCUGAACUCAGCCUGCUGAGCAAGGAGCUCUCCAGGACCUUCCAGGAGCUGGAGCAGGUGCGGGAGGAGGCCCAGAGCCGGCAGCAGCGAGCUGAGGCCACCAUCAGCAGCACCACGGAGGAGCUAAAGGUCCUGCAGGCUCAGUUCGAGGCUGCCAUCUGCACCCAUCAGAGGGAGGCCACGGCUCUGAGCCAGAAUCUCCGAGACAUGGCGGCCGAGAGAAGCCAUGUGGAGAGAGAGGCCGAGAAGCUGCGGGCACAACUGGAUGUGGCCCAGGAAGGGCUGGCCGUGCUGCGCCAGGAGCUGCAGGGUGCCCAGGAGAGCCAUGAGGGGCUGCGCAGGGAGGCCCAGGAGGCCCGCCAGGCGUUGGGUGAUGAGGCCCGGGAGCAGGACGUGCUGUGGCACUCCAACAGUGAGCUGCGGGCAGCCCUCCGCAGGGCGGAGCAGGAGAAGGCCAGUUUUAAGCGGUCCCUGGAGGAAAAGGAGCAGAGGCUGCUUGUUCUGGAAGAGGCCAGUGUGGCCGCGCAGCGAGAGGCUGGGAUGCUGAGGGCCAGCCUGCGGGAGCUGGAGCGAGCUCGGGGGAACACCCACCGGGAACUCCAGGAGCGCCGCAGACAGGUGAGGACCCUGGAGACUGAGAACCAGAGGAAGACCCAAGAACUGAACCAGCUGCAGGCCCAGUGUGCCCACGAAGCACAGCGGUGGCAGCAGAGUGCACAGGAGGCCCUGGAGCUGCAGAGAUGGGCGGUUGCCACGGAGGCUGCCCUGGAGGGUGCCCGGAAGGAGAUCCUGAGGCUGCGGCAGAAGUUGGCAGAGAUGGAGGCCACAGAGGAGGCCCGGGGACAGCGGUUUCAGGAACACGUCAGAGAGAGCCAGGAGGCCCAGCAGACCCUCCAGACUAAACUCCACAGUGUCACAAGGAAGCUGCAGCAGACCAGCAGCAUGGCAAAUAGCCUCCAGACUCGCCUGGACGGGGCCUGUCACCGGAUUCGCAGCCUGGAGCAGGACCUGGCCCGGGCCCAGGGUGCAAGGAGGGAUGCAGAGGCCCAGCUGGACCGGAUGUGCUCUACGCUCCGCCGUGGCCUGGGGCUUCGGGGACAGAGCCCGUCGGCCUCCCCUGAGCCACCCAGCCCAAAAGCAGGCUCUGACAGCUCCUGGGCCCACCCUGGGCGGCAGGGUGCCAGCAUCCCCACCAGGCCUCACUCACCUACACCUGGAGACCUUGGACCAAAGGUCAUGGACACAGCAUCUGUGCGUGACGCCCUGGGGAACCUUGUCCAAAAGCUUUGGGAUGCCCAACGGGCCCGGGAUGAUUACUGUGCCCAGGCAGCCAGCCUGAGCCAACAGCUGAGCAAGGCCAAGAGCCAGUGUGCCCAAGCCCAGAGCUGUGUGGGGCAGCUGCAUACGGCCCUGGUCCAGGCAAAAGAAGGCUGGUGUCAGGCAGAGAGUGCUCUAAACAGUGCCCGGACAUCACGGGCCCUGCAGAAGGAGGCACCCCACAGGCUGAAGACCAAGCACCUGGCUGGUGUGCAGGCAGCUGGCCAGGAGAAGCUGCGGCUCCAGGUAGGACAAGCCGCGGAUGGGGACCUGGGACCAGGGACAGGGUUGCUCGGAGGCCCUCAUACCCCAGGAGGUGGCCACAGGGCAGAAGGCAGGAGGGAGGGUGUUCUGUGGGUUUCCAGGGGUUCAGAGCAGGAGGCAGAGGGUGAGCUGGGUGGGUCCCUGUGGAUAGAGGACAGGCUGGGCUGCGGUGGUGGCCUCGAGAUCCUCAGAGUGUGGGCACUGCUGCCUAGGGCUGUCCUGGCAGAGCUGUCUUCACUCGGUCCUAGCCCUCACUUUACAGACUGGGGAGACGGGGGCUUGGCCCUAGUGGCCAAGCCAGCGAGGGGAAGAGCCAAGGCCUCCAGCAGCAGGCACCAAGGGGGCACUGACCUGGCCUUGGGACUCUUUGUGGGGGUCACGUUCUGCUGCUCCAGGACCCAUUUCCGUGGCCCUCAGAUGCGGGGGGGUGGGGGUUGUGCAGGACAAACUCAGGUAAUGUCCCUACGUUCCAGGCUUUGUGAACAGAGGUGGCCUCUGGGUCUGCAGCUCUCUGGGCUACCCUGGGAACUCAGUAGAACAACAGUACAGACCCAAGCCCAGCUAAGGACACGCGCCCAGCAGCACAGCAGGGGGCCUCCAGGCAGGCGGGAGACCGGCGCCCGCCCAGCAUCACCCACAGACACCUCCUCACACCGUGUAUAGGGGCGCCGAUGUUAUCCCCCCACUGGCGCCUGAUCCCAGGCUUGGUGGCUCAAAGCGGCUCUCAGCAGCCUUAGACUCUUACCCACGCUUCCUCCCUUCCCUGUGCCCAGGCAUGCCAUAUCCGACCCACCAGCUCCUAGUACCAGGACCCAGGUUCUGGAGGCAAACUCCAUGGCCUAUGUCACGGGCUGGUGGGGAGCCUAGGGGUUGGGGAUGCCUACGCUGUAGAGCUGAUUAUGCAUGUUUUG
This is a messenger RNA of Otolemur garnettii (small-eared galago), 6740 nucleotides long. RefSeq names its product ciliary rootlet coiled-coil, rootletin family member 2 (gene CROCC2). The transcript has 28 exons. Lineage: Eukaryota; Metazoa; Chordata; Mammalia; Primates; Galagidae. The record is from RefSeq and is a predicted model, not a curated record. The coding region runs from base 1141 to 6492 and encodes 1783 amino acids.